This is a messenger RNA of Dipodomys ordii (Ord's kangaroo rat), 1666 nucleotides long. It is a transcript of the gene Tnip3, whose product is annotated as TNFAIP3 interacting protein 3. The coding region runs from base 34 to 1443 and encodes 469 amino acids. Lineage: Eukaryota; Metazoa; Chordata; Mammalia; Rodentia; Heteromyidae. Gene Ontology annotation, biological process: regulation of transcription by RNA polymerase II; cellular response to lipopolysaccharide. The transcript is spliced from 14 exons. The record is from RefSeq and is a predicted model, not a curated record.
GCUAGCUCUGAGAGGGACUUCCAGCCCCAGAGCAUGGUUCCACGUGGACACCUCAUAAACAGAAGAAAUAAGAAACAGGAUGAGAAAUUGAUUAUGUUCGCCAAUCAGUGUGAAGAUCCUGAAAGGUGUGACAGUCUGGAGCUGGACAAUAAAAUCCGGGAUCUGAUUGAGAGAAAUUCUCCUCCUGAUCCAAAAGGGGUCACACCAAGUCACAGAACUUUCUCUUCCCCAAAGACACCUGGAAAUCCAGCUUCCAUGUCUGUCCAGGACACACCUGGAAUAAAGGGAGGAAGUCCUAUGGAGAAUGCAGAGUAUGCUCAAUCAUCAAGAAGAAAGAACUUGCCGAAGUCUCUAGAGCAUAAGAUACAGUGCUUGGAAAAACAGAGAAAAGAGCUCCUGGAAGUUAAUCAGCAGUGGGAUAAACAAUUUAGAAGUAUGAAAGAUCUUUAUGAGAGAAAGGUCGCAGAGCUGAGAGUGAAGCUGGCCGCUGCUGAGAAACUGCUGGGCACACUGGAGAAGGAGCGCCCCCAGAGUCAGCAAAAGGGGGGCCUGCAGGAGGACCCGCAGCAUGGCUUGCAGCCCUACCCAAGGCCGCAGGAAAAGGAAAAUGAGAGAGUAAAUGAAGAAUUACAAGAACUGAAGAAAGAGAACAAGCUUUUGAGGGAAAAAAACAUGUUGGUAAAUAAGACAAAGGAGCAUUACGAGAGUGAAAUUCAACGCCUCAACAAGGUUCUUCAGGAUGUCUUGAAAACCGAGAGUUCUUCACUUCCCUGGGAAUGUUCCAGGCUGGGCAAAGGGGAAUGCAACCACUCCGAGUUGAGGAUAGAAAUGGAAGUCCUCAGGCAGCAGGUACAAAUAUAUGAAGAAGACUUCAGAAAGGAGCGAUCAGAUCGAGAAAGACUUAAUCAAGAGAAAGAAGAACUCCAGCAAAUUAAUCAAACGUCUCAAUCCUUAUUGAACAGGCUGAAUUCUCAGAUAAAAGCUUGUCAGAUGGAGAAAGAAAAACUAGAAAAACAACUAAAGCAGAGGCAUUUCUGUAAGUGUGGUGUGGUUUCCUAUCUGAUGGAUUCUUGGGGACCAACAGACUCAGGGGCUACUCGAGAUCCAUGCAAGCACCCCACUGCCAGCGGUGCGCUCCUGAACGCCUUCUGCCAGAUGUUCCACACCAGACCGAGGCUUCUCAGAAAAGGAAGUCCAUCAGUAGAAACUUCCUCCAGUAGAGGACAGGCGAUGAAGGCUUGUUGCAAGGCCUCCAGUAGGAUUGCAGCUGUGGCUUGUUUCUGCCAGGACUGCGCAUCUUCUACUGGAUUACCUAUGUUUGACUCCCUUUCAGCAGAGAAGGCCACUGGAACUGAGAUCCUGAUUGGUCAGAGGAGCCCCAUUACAGUCCAAUCAGAUACAAUUUCCUGUUCCAUUAAUAUGAAGCUUGACGCCUCUCCUUGAAGCUCUCUCCAGCCUGUCACUCUUGGAUUUGUAAAGUUCUCAGUCUCUACAAUCAGCUACAGCCAGGUUCUGAUUGUACUUGGUAUGAACUUGAAAGAACCUGGUUUUACAACUGAAAAAGGACAAGAAAACGAUCUUUUACGAGUCUGAUAUAAAGCAAAGUACAUAUCAAAUGUUUGACACUCUAUGUUUAUGACUGUAAGCUCCCUUCUGCUUACUGCUA